Molecule: messenger RNA, 1024 nt
Organism: Notodromas monacha
Lineage: Eukaryota; Metazoa; Arthropoda; Ostracoda; Podocopida; Cyprididae
Source: the annotation of a GenBank genome assembly
ACCAAAAUAAUUCAACACUUUCAUAAGUUUUUCUUUAGCAAGAAAUGUGAAACAUUUAAAUCUCGUGCAUUCAUCAUGCUGUUGCAGGUUCUGUAUAUUACAGGGUAUAUUAUAUUUUGAUUUUGAUUUGAACUCACUUUUAUUCAAACAUCAAGCAAUAUCCGAGAUGACCUCAUCGCUUGCUAACAUUUUCCCUUAUUUCCAUCAAGUGCUGUUUUUGAUGAUGCUGCUGGUGGCAGAAAUAAUUCAAGCAGACUUGCAGCAGCAGCAGCCAUUUCCUGUGUUGUGCUGGUCACACUCCACCAAUCAUGAAAUCGCAAAGAGGGCGCGACAUCUGCAAGAGCAGUUGAAAAACACAAUGAUGAGGAGCAGCCAGUGUGGCAAACAACACCCAAUUCAUCACACUCCAAUAACUCCAAUAAAGGCAGAUUCCGAUGCAACCCGGGCUUCUGUCCUCGUCAUGUUCCGGCUUAAUGGGCUGAGCAUUGAGUCAUUACAAAACAAUGACACGUCAUUCCACUUUCUACAACGCAUUUUCCAAUCAAAUACAACAAUGAGCUGGUAUGAGCCACGUUUACACAAGAAUGCUUUAGACCAGGGGCUGAAACUUAUGAUGAACAAUUACAACGCCAGUCAUCCCAGUGCCAAUUUGGGUGAUGUUGAAAAUAAAAACAAUCAUACACAACACAUCCAUGGUCCAUUAGGGCAGCAGACCUUGAUAGUGAAGGCCAAUGGCAGACAACAGGCCCUGUCAAUUAUUGCCACAUCUUUACCAUCAUCAGCAGCUGUUCAAAAUGGAGGGUCAAUGGGUUCAGAUAAUGCUACAGCACCAGUCAUUUUUGAUGUAGACCUGUCACCAUCACUUGCUGAACACCCUGCAGUCUUUCAGGACCAGUACUAUGAUAAUGCAGAUGAGGACAUGCAAGUGCUGGAUGAGGCAUUUUCAGCUGCUUAUCCAAAUGCUGUGUUUUUGUUGGUGGGGAAACCUGGGAAACAAGCCCCUUAUUCAUUUUCUGCAUACAAU